UCUUUCUCCUCCUCCUCUUCUCCCGACUUCUUCUCCUUCCCCCCCUUUAUUUCUUCUUCUUUCUUCUCCCGCGAAGGGAGGUCGCGAGCUCGGGAGAAGCCAAGUCGAGGCCGGCGGCGCCCGCGACGGCCGGCCCUCUCCUUCUUCCCGCGGAGGAGGCAUGCGGACGGGAGAAGAAGAAGAGCCCACGACGCCCACCAUGAAGCAACCAAAUUUAGUGAAUUGCACCAAUCCCCUCAUGAGUCAUGCCAUGUCUUCAUGCAGGACUUUUGUUGUUUGACUGGCACCUUGCAUAUAUUCAUCUUCUAGGAUUUGGGAUGGGAUCGGAGAGCUUGAAUUUGGAAGAGAGGUUAAGGUCACUCCUCCUCCAGCUCCAGACUGAAUCUGGGAUCCUUGAUCGGAUAGUGUAUAAGGGCAAGAAUCAGCACCGCCGCUGCUCCUACUUCCAGUACCUCCUGAAGGUGAGAAGGGACGUGAGGCUUCUACUGUCUGCGGGGCUAGGGGAGGUUUUGAAUGUCCUUUUCCCCAUUAUUCAUGGCAGGAAACCUGCUCAAAAUGCUUUUCAGAAGAUGCGGCAAAAGAAAAAAUGCCCUAGUGGAAAGCAUAACUACCAAGAACGACUCUUGGGCAUUGCACGCUUAUUAUCGCAGAUGGCUGAACCCAUAUUGAAGGCGGCAAUCCAGAUAUCUUUGUUACUUGCAAAGUCAUUUUUCACAGGAUUUUGUAUCAUGACGUUGGCUUUGCUUGCACGGCUUCGAGUUUUGGUUCAACAAAUCUUAGUUGAUGUAGUUUUGGUAUUCAGCAAGGUCUCCUCUCUCUCACGGAAGAAGCAUUCUGUCAAACUCACUCAGGAUGGGGUAGAGGCUUUCAGGGACUACCAUCCCUCAGGUGGGGAUGUUCUUAUUUUAGAAUGUGUCUGGGAAGAAGAUAAGUUUGUCUUGUCCGAGAGGACAGAGAGAAGCAACGAAAACAAUCAAGAUGAGGAUUUCAGUGCUCUUUCAUUGGAGACAUCUCGUCAAUAUGAAACUAUAGAGCUAUUCAGUGAAGUCCUAUGCACUGCAAAUGAAGUCAGUUCAGAUAACAUUGAAGUGGAAAUACCUGCCAAGGACUCAUGCUCCCAUCGCGUAGAAUCUGCUGUAGAUUCAUCUGAAGACCAAUCAAAUAUAAGUGAUGAUAAAAAUAUUGUGGACUAUAAAGAUGGAAAGCAGUUGGAAAGCCAGGAGGUUCCAAGUUCCGCUGCUGAAGGAAUCCUACCUGUGAGUGUAGAUUCAUUCUCUGAGACUGGAUCGAGGAAGAAAGUGGCAUUUAUUCCUGUGCGAGAGUCGAAAUCCUCUGAGACGAGCACUUGGCCAAACAAGAAGAUGAAGUUGGAGAUGCCCUCACCCAAUGCUACAGGAACUGAAGAUUCUUUUUUGGAUCUGCUGAUGUCUGGAAGCAUGACUAAAUCUAUUUUUUGAUUAGUCAUGGUUUAGUUGGGCCAAAUUGGUUUGGGGAUGGUAAUAGCAACACAAUGAACUUUCUUAUCGUACUCACUGAUUGUUCGAUGAUGGGGGAAUGCUAUGCGGGAGUAGGUGAUAUCAGAGCAACACACCUGGCAAUGGUAUCCAGUUACGCUUGAGAAACAAUGUUCCAUUUUUUUGCAUCAUUUUUUUGGCUAAAGUAUUGCAAACAGCAUAUAUAAGUGCCUCAAUUUUCAUUGGAAGGUACUGCACUCUUUUCAGCUUAGCAUCCA
Molecule: messenger RNA, 1732 nt
Organism: Phoenix dactylifera (date palm)
Lineage: Eukaryota; Viridiplantae; Streptophyta; Magnoliopsida; Arecales; Arecaceae
Source: RefSeq, a predicted model, not a curated record